Messenger RNA from Knipowitschia caucasica, 651 nucleotides. Lineage: Eukaryota; Metazoa; Chordata; Actinopteri; Gobiiformes; Gobiidae. The record is from the annotation of a GenBank genome assembly.
AUGGCGACGGCCCAACCGGAGAACACCCCAAGUCCGCUCCAGCCCGAUGAAGAUGGAGCUGUGGAGAGUGGGCAGGAGAUAGUGAGUCCAGAGGCUUACAUGAAGCACCCGCUCCAGAACAGAUGGUCUCUCUGGUUCUUCAAGAAUGACAAAAGCAAAACAUGGCAAGCCAACCUCCGACUCAUCUCCAAAUUUGACACAGUGGAAGAUUUCUGGGCCCUGUACAACCACAUCCAGCUGUCAAGCAUGCUGAUGUCAGGCUGUGACUACUCACUCUUUAAGGACGGCAUCGAGCCAAUGUGGGAGGACGAGAGGAACAAGCAAGGCGGCCGCUGGCUCCUCACACUCAGCAAACAGCAGCGGAGACAGGACCUGGACCGCUUCUGGCUCGAAACUCUGCUGUGCUUAGUGGGAGAGGCCUUUGAUGACUUUAGUGACGAAGUCUGCGGGGCGGUGGUCAACAUCCGCACCAAGGGAGAUAAAAUCGCGGUGUGGACAUCGGACUAUGAGAAUCGUGAAGCCAUCACGCAUAUAGGGAGAGUUUACAAGGAGCGUCUGGGGCUGCCCCUUAAGAUGACCAUUGGAUACCAGUCACACGCCGACACAGCCACCAAGAGCGGCUCCACCACCAAGAACAAAUUUGUGGUUUGA